AUGGACCGCAGAGUCCCCUCGGUACCAGAGCUGCCCCAGCGCCUGAAACCCAACCCUCGGUGUCCAGAAGAGGAGGAACAGCACUUGCUGAGCAGCCUGGCUGCAGUCCAGACCCUGGCCAGCGUCAUCCGGCCUUGCUAUGGCCCCCACGGCCGGCAGAAGCUCCUGGUGACUGCUCAAGGAGAAACAUUGUGCACAGGCUCUGCGGCUGCCAUCCUCAGGGCCCUGGAGCUGGGGCACCCGGCGGCCUGGUUCCUCCGGGAAGCAGCCCAAGCCCAGGCAGAGAACAGUGGGGAUGGCACGGCUUUUGUGGUUCUUCUGGCCGCAGCCUUGAUGGAGCAAGCAGAGCACCUGCUGAAGGCCGGCCUGCCUCGCUUCCAGCUCCGGGAGGCCUAUGCCACAGUCACGGCGGAGGCCCUCGGCGCGUUGCCCUCCCUGGCCAUCCGAUCCCUGGGGCCUUUGGAAGAUCCGUCUUGGGCUCUCCGUUCUGUGAUGAAUACCCACACCCUGUCCCCCUCAGACUACUUGACCAAGCUGGUGGCUCAUGCCUGCUGGGCUAUCAAAGAGCUGGACGGCAGUUUCAAGCCUGAGCGAGUCAGCGUGAGCACGCUGCAUGGGGGGACGCUGGAGGACUCCUGCCUGCUCCCGGGGCUGGCGCUGUCUGGGAAACUCUGCGGGCAGGUGACCGCCGUGCUACAUGGUGCCAGGGUGGCUCUCUUUGCUUGCCCCUUUGGUCCCGCCAGUCCAAAUACACCAGCAACGGCCCGUCUCUCUAGUCCUUUGGAUCUAACUCAAUUUGAGCAAGGAAGGGAUCAACUGAUAGAAAAGCAAGUGGCCCAGGUGGCAGCUGCAGAUAUUAACGUGGUGGUGGUCUGCGGGGAAGUCGAUGAGAAGGCACUCAGUCUGGCGGACAGCAGUGGCAUCAUGGUGAUUCAAGUCAGGUCUCAGGUGGAGAUGGUUUACCUGAGCAAGGUGCUGGGCACACCUCUGCUGCCUCGUCUGCUCCCUCUGCAGCAGCCAGGGCAGUGCCGCAAGGUUUAUGGACAGGAGCUGGGAGACGGUUUGGCUGUGGUGUUUGAAUGGGAAUGUGCGGGCACACCUACCCUCACCGUGGUCCUCAGGGGGGCCACGCCGGAGGGGCUGCGCAGCGCCGAGCAGGCUGUCUACCACGGCAUCGACGCCUAUUUCCAGCUGUGUCAGGAUCCCAGACUGAUUCCGGGAGCUGGGGCCACGGAGAUGGCUCUGGCAAAGAUGCUCUCAGAUAAAGGAAGCACCCUGGAAGGGCUGAAUGGUCCUGCAUUCCUGGCAUUUGCCAGAGCCCUGAGGUCUCUUCCUAAGACCUUGGCAGAGAAUGCAGGCUUAGCCGUCUCAGACGUGAUGGCAGAGAUGAGUGGAAUUCACCAAGCUGGGAACUUCCUAACUGGAGUGGGAGCUGACGGGAUCAUCAAUGCGGCCCAGGAAGGGGUGUGGGAUACCCUGGGGCCCAAAGCCCAGGGACUCCGAGCAGUGUCUGACGUGGUGCUGCAGCUCAUGAGUGUCGAUGAAAUUGUAGUGGCCAAGAAAAGGCCCCUACAUCAGCAGAUCUUGAAUCUUGACUGUAAGAAGGCAAAGAAAUGCCCACCUCCCGUGAAAAAGAAAACUCUUGGAAAGAAUAAGUAG
This is a messenger RNA of Carlito syrichta (Philippine tarsier), 1659 nucleotides long. It is a transcript of the gene CCT8L2, whose product is annotated as chaperonin containing TCP1 subunit 8 like 2. Gene Ontology annotation, biological process: protein folding. The record is from RefSeq and is a predicted model, not a curated record. Bases 1 to 1659 code for a protein of 552 amino acids. Lineage: Eukaryota; Metazoa; Chordata; Mammalia; Primates; Tarsiidae. The transcript has a single exon. Gene Ontology annotation, molecular function: ATP binding; ATP-dependent protein folding chaperone. Gene Ontology annotation, cellular component: chaperonin-containing T-complex.